UACGGUUCAAACUGGAAACUACCGAGCGCGUCAUAUGCCGCAAAUGUCACCGGUCAACAAUUACAAAAAGACAAACUGAAACCGCUCUCCAUGAAGAAAAUUGUCGUGGCCUUCCAGUGUGGCCCACUGUCAGCACAAAAUGUUUUGAGUCUUCUCAAAUUGGAUGAGCUAUUCGAGAAC
Messenger RNA from Opisthorchis viverrini, 180 nucleotides. RefSeq lists its product as hypothetical. Lineage: Eukaryota; Metazoa; Platyhelminthes; Trematoda; Opisthorchiida; Opisthorchiidae. The annotation marks the transcript as partial. The transcript has a single exon. The record is from RefSeq and is a predicted model, not a curated record.